AUGGUGUAUGUGCAUCGUAGAAAGACUUCGUUUCUGAUUCAGGUUAGGGUUUGGAUGUUGACUCAGAUGACUAUAACAUUGAAGAGAAAUCGAGAAUCAUUGAUGAGAAAAGGAAGAAGAAAGAAGAAGAUGUCGAGGCUGAAAUGCAACUCAACAUCAAAGAGGAGUCUGAUGAAUUUAGAUUACCAAUCCAAGAGCUUCCACUGUCGCCGACGGGUUACUCCUGUCGUAGAGCCUUCAACGUUGCCACUAUCCACCCCUGGAGGGGGAUCUCAUCGCCGCGCUCUGCUGCCACGAAGCCGUCGCGUCUUGCCGCCAAGGGUUCCGUCGCCGUCGUGCCUUGCCUCUGUCACCGCUAAUCCACCGCCGCUGCUGCCAGGUCCCAUCGCCAUCACCGUCACAGGCAGGAAAGGGAGAAAACGAAUAGAAUGUGAGGGAGAGGAGGAGUUCUCAUCGUUGUUGUACGUCCAAUUAUCGCUGCUGCUUCCAAUCCCACCGUUGCUGUUGCACCGCCGCCUCCGGAGUUCAUCGCCGUGGCCAAGGUCUGCCGUGAAGAGUAACGUGAAUGGAAAAGAAAACAAGGAAGCUGCUAAUGGGGAUUUGGAAAAAUGGCUUUGUUCUGUCUCUGCCUCUGGGUUCUACAAGUUGCCAGAGUCCUCAGCUUUGAUAGAUCCCCUGAAGACUCCCUUAAAUUGGAGAAUGAGGUUGCAGAUUGCUAAUAAAGUUGUAGCAGCACUGGAAUACUUGUUUCUUUUUAAUGAUCCACCGGCAUAUCAUGUUUCCAUCAGCUCAAGCAAUAUUAUGUUAGAUGAGAACUUUGCAGCUAAAUUAUUAGAUUUUGGCCUUCUUACUCCCAGUGCAAACUCUGUCAUGAUGCCGAAUUCAGGAGGUCCUUAUCUCUCUACAGAAAACAAACCAGGUUAUAUACAUUAGAGAUGUUGAGAGGCUUAGCUUGUUCUACAAUCACCAAGGUUAUACAAUUUGAUACAUAAUGCUUCACUGUUUUUGAAAGGAGAUGUAUGAACAUAAUGGAGUUUGUAAUUUGUAGUUUAUAUUUUAGAGAUUUAUAAUUCCUUGUUUUUCUUGUCCUAUGUAUCUAUCUAGUUCAUUAGGGUUUUUCAAUGUGUCUUGUUAGUUUGUACUUUAAAGUUUAUAUGUUGAAGAUUUAUAAAACAAUCUUAGUUAAAUGAAAGAUAUUUGAAC
Arachis ipaensis is the source of this 1203-nucleotide messenger RNA. Lineage: Eukaryota; Viridiplantae; Streptophyta; Magnoliopsida; Fabales; Fabaceae. The record is from RefSeq and is a predicted model, not a curated record.